AUAGUUUGGGGUUCUGAAUACUGAUAUCAAUCAAUUCUAUCAUAUUUUUUAUUCAUAAUACUUACUGUAUUUUGUAUAAAAAUAACACAUUAUAAAGUAAAAAUACGUAUUUAAAUAGUCUAAAAAUGAAAGUGAAUACAGAGAAAAUUCCACUUGAGACUGAUCAAGGGAUUAUUGAGAGUGAGGAACGAAGGUGGGGUCUACCACUGAAAGAAGUGUACAAACACGGCUUAUUAUUUUACAAAGAUAAGGAAGGCAAAGCAAUGCAUCUGAGCUAUGAAGAUAAGUUGAAAUUAGUAGCUUACACUCAACAAACGGCUCAUGGGCCAUUAGAUGUGAACUCUGUGCCACCAUUGGGAGUGUUGGAUGUUAUUGGGAGAGACAGAAGAGCGGCAUGGCAGGCAUUAGGACAUAUGUCACAAAUUCAAGCAAUGGCUGGCUUCAUACAUACAUUGGAUAGACUGUGCCCAUCAUUUCGACCAUACAUAGAAGCGAUACAGAAGGACUUUGAAGACAAAAAGGAGCAAGAGGUAAAAAAAGAGCAGCAGCUAAAGAACCAUAAAGAGCUGGAAGAUAGAGUUUUGUUAGAAAGGGAUAGCCAUAAUAGUGCAAAACUAACUGAAGAAGAGCAAGUGCAAAGAGUAAAAGAUGCACUUAACGCGCAAUCAUACGAGCAGUUCUAUGAAUAUGCCCAGCAACAGUUUCCCGAUAACGUGGACCACCAGGCUGUCCUCAUCAGGCAACUCCAGGACAAACAUUACCAAGAGUAUAUUCAACAGUUGGCCGUUGAUGAAAGAUUAGCCAAGUCACACAUUAACUUUAACGAAGAAGACACGUUUGAAACGAAUGAUGCUAAAAAGGACUGCAACUCAAAUGAUACUGAUAUAAUUGAUAGCAAGGAAAUUCAGGUUUCAGAUCAAUUUGAAAGCGAGUAUAAAGAGGACUCCAGAGGUGGGGAUUCCGAGCCGGAUGAUGGUCUACCCGGAAUAGACGAGGCGCGUAUGUGGUGUCGGGGUUCCGUUGAAGUGUUCAAGCAGUCAGCUCGCGACAAUGGUGGAACUCUGACGGUCGCUCACGGUGAAACUGUCACCGUGCGGGUGCCAACUCACAGCACCGCUAACGCCAUCUGUUGGGAGUUUGCCACUGACUACUAUGACAUAGGAUUUGGUCUGUACUUCGAGUGGAGCAAGUCGCCGACGUCAGAAGUGACAAUCCACGUCUCGGAGUCUGAUGAAGAGGGGGAUUGUGAUGAUGACGAGUAUCCUGAUGAAGAGUACACAAUAGAAGGCAACUCUAGAGACCCAGAAAUGGGGAGAGGCAAGCAUCUAGUGGUACACACACGACCUAUGGUCAGCCUAGUUGUACCAAUCUACAGGCGCGACUGCCAUACUGAGGUUUACGCAGGCUCUCACACAUACCCCGGGGAAGGCGUGUAUCUACUCAAGUUCGAUAAUACAUAUAGCUUAUGGCGAUCAAAAACGUUGUAUUACAAGGUAUAUUAUACUCAGUAAACGAUAGAACUUUGUAAUUGGUAGUACAAUAUCUUGGAGUAUUCAACCGACCGGAGACGGACGGCGCGCUAAAAGUUUUAUUAGUACCGUCUACAAGUUAAUUUUUUUCCACUAUGAUGAUUAAAAGCAUUAUUUUACUGCCUUGUUUAUUGUAUUGAGGAAUUAUUAUUAUAUUAUAAAAGUAUUGAUUAUAAUUGAAAAUAGGAUAUUCAUAAUUCAAACCUUCUCGUAGGUUUGGACUCUUUGGACCGCAUACCGUCUCCAUUUGGUUGAAUACGAAUAAGAUUUAAACAUGUAUUGAUGUUAAAUGUCUGUAUUAAGUGUUUAGUAAUUCAUGACAAACUAUAUUUAUGAAACACGGCGACAUAAUAUGUGUAUGUUUAUUGUUAAGUGUAUAUUAUGUUCUGUUUUGAUAAAAUUGUAGGGUUGUAUUAUUUUUUUACACAGAUAUAUUUCAAAAUUUAUGGCAAUUUAUUGUUAAUUUUAUGGUGAAAAAAAGUAAGAAAGUGUAUUACAAAAAUUCGAUCUAAUUUACUAUUGUAUUGUAUGUAGGUACAUAAUAUAUAGUCAAUAGACAAAAAAGUGUAAAAUGACAUUUGCAAAAAUUGAGUACUAAGUUAAUGUCACAAAAUUUAUGUGAUUGAUCCAAAGACGAGCGGAACCGUAGGCGAAAGCUAGUAUUAUUUUUUGCAAACUGGACUGCUUUAAGUCUAAGUAACGACCUGCCAUUUUACGCUACAUACGUUAAUAUUUAUUUAUGCAACUGUUGUGUAAUAAGGGGUAUUAAAACACGAAUGUGAGUUUAUAUGUGAUAAUAGUAUCACAUGAGUGUUUUAAUACCUAAUUAUCAACAGUUGCAUACAAGACUUUAUCUACACCCAUAAUAUGAAUCCUCUUAAAGAUUCUGAAACAGUUAGCUUACUGCUAACAUUCGAAAAGGGCAGUCCUAGUAACCAUUACAUCAUCCAAACGAGUGUUGUAAUGUUGUACUGAAUUUCAUUACAACACUCGUUUGGAUGAAGAUAAAUUAUUGUUACAUGAUUACACUACUGGGUUCGGAAAACACCAGUAUAAUCUGUAAAUAAGUUUUGCACGUCACAGCAGUUAUUACUAGGUACCAAUAACUCGUUACACAUUAUUAUUACUGGAUAACCAAAUAGUUCACUAGUAGUUGUAACGUUUGUUAUAAUCACGCUGAAUAUUACUCCGCUAAAAUUACUUCUAGCUGUUAUUUAAUUCUGUAGUGCCAAGGUAAGAUAAAGACAAACUGUCUUACUAAUAAACGCAGUGUAAAGUUAUUCCAAAGUUAAAAAUUACUUCUUCCUGUCAUGUAUUUUGCGCCUAUUUCUGCCGUGAAGCAGUAAUGUGUAAACAUUAGUGUGUUUCAGUGUGAAGGGUGCCGUGAAAUUACUGGGCAAAUGAUACUUAACAUCUUAUGUCUCAAGGUGACGAGCGCAAUUGUAGUGCCGCUCAGAAUUUUUGGGUUUUUCCAGAAUCUUGAGUGGCACUGCAUUGUAAUGGGUAGGGCGUGUCUAUUACCAUCAGCUGAACGUCCCGCUCGUCUCGUCCCUUAUUUUCAUAAAAACUGUAAUUCUGUAGUCACAAGGAUAAGGAAAAAACUUAUUUUUUUUACACUUGGAAUAAGUUUACUUCGCGUUUAUAAGUAAAACAGAAAUAGUCUUAAACCUGGAUUAAAUUCACUUCGCGUUUAUUAAUAACACUGAUAACGAUCAUUCUCGAAUGAUGUCGGAGAGUGUAAACAAAUAAGAAUGAAUAAACAAAUUGUUUACAGUACACCUUGGUUUGUUAAGGUCGAGAUUCCUUUGCACAAUAAUUAUAGAACCUGUGGAAUUCUAUGACUCUCGGCAAAAUUCGACAUUCAACGUGCCCUUCGUAACAUUAAUAUUAAUUGCGAUUAGAUCGUUGACCGCUGAUAUAGUAUCAAUUUACUAUUUAUUUUAAUAUUAUAAUAUGCGUAUUGCUUUCGAACUAUAUGGCUCGGUGACAAUUUGGUUGUGUUAUUAAGCGGCGUAAGAGACAACUGUCAAAAGUUUCACCUCUCAGAUGACAAUGCGUCUGUUGUCUAUGGUAUUUCUCUAUCUACAGGAAAUCGUCGGCGCUAUUAAUUGCCAUACCAAAAAAAAACCGGCGCAUCCAAGCGGUUUUAAGUAGAGCCUUUUAUACCGAAGUCUUAUAGGUGUCCAAUAUUUUAUCAAGAGUUUGAAAUUGUAGUUGCGGGAAAUAUAAUAUAAUUUUUUAGUGUAAACUUAUGUAUAAGUAGCAUUUAUUAGUAUUAUUGCAGAUUUAGUAUUAAAUAUUUUGUUAGUUUCUUACCUAAAUAUAUAUGAUAAUAUUUAUUUUGUGACCCAACUAAAGUUGGAACAAACUAGUGAUAUAUGUUUUUGUAUAUAUAUCAUAUACGUUCCAAAGUCUUGCAAAUAUGUCAGUACUAAAGUAUCGCAACUCCCGUUUUGUACUGCAGAGAAAGUUUUUAAGUAUUAAAACAAUUCAGGAAUAUCUUCAGAUGUAAAUAGAGUUUUAGUAUCUCUUAUACCGGCUUCACAUGGUUCAAUUUUAGUAGACCAACAGUUUGUUAGUCCAUACAGAGUACGAAAUAAAUAUGAAUGAACACUAAUCCUAUGGGUCAAUUAAAAUCAUUUAAAUUAAAAAAAAAUACUAAUUAUAUACAGAUAUUAAUACAGUAAAUACAUUGCGGUAUCGCAAUUGCUCCUGUCACUUUUAGAUAUAAGAUAUUCCGUCUAAACCCGGUAAUUUCUUGCUAUGGCAUCUUUCAAACUGAAACCCAAUGCUUGAACACUGCUUGACGGUACAAAAAAUCACCGUUGUGGUACCCUCUGUGCAAAAAAAUGCGUGUGUGUACUUAUGUAUGCACGCAAGAAGUUACACUUCUUUGGCGUAAUGAAGCAAAAAUCAUUAAAAUGAUUUAUUCCUCGUGCUAUUCUACGUUUUUAGAAAGAACAAUUUUGUAAAAUCUUGCAAAGAUUGCUUUGACAAUUGAUUAUUAAAUAAUGAACACGCCUGAAUGAGCUUGAACCAUUUCCCUGUACUAAUAAUGGACGAAGAAACCAAAAAAAAAAAUGCAACGCAAACGGAAACGUCAGAAAAUAAUAGGAACCAACUUCAACCUGUUACUUUUGUGUUACAGUGAUGCGCGCGCAUCUUAAAAUUUCACUCUCAUAAUUUUUUCAUAACGCGCCUAAAGAAGUAUAACUUCAAUAAUUCCCAAUUUCUCCCAUUGGAUUUCAUUUAACCGCACGCCUUUUUUAGCUGUUGGUCAACUUAAAUGGAGCCAUCUGAACUCGCAGCCAAACUAAGUAGUUCUUAAUUGCUAGAGUUGAUAUUCAAUUUAACAUCAAAAAAGUGUCAAACUCAGGGGUCAAACGUCAGUUUUUAGGGCCCUGGACUAGUACUACAUCAAAAUACUAUUUUAUUAUUUAGCGGGAAAGGAGGCAAUAAAAUAUAAAUUUAUACUGUGAGUGAGAAAAGAAAUAGCAAAUGUAAGAAAUAAUUUUAAAAUAUAAUUUUAAGCAUCAUUAAAUUUGCCUUUUAUAUCCCCUGGGUCCUGCCUGCAGCUUAUUAUCCCUUAAAGAUCCAGCCCUGGUCAAAGGCUAUUUAAUUAGUUACUUAAUUAAGCAACUCUACUGUAAACGAAAUUCUCCAUGUCCCCAUAUUUUAGAUUAUAAAAAGAAAUAUGUACUUAAUAAUUUAUUUAUUUAAGAGCUAAUGCGUUGUAAUGUAUGGAAAUACUUGAAAGAUAACCUAUAUACUCUUACAAAGAUAAGUUGUUCUUCGAGUAUAUCUCUUAUAGCGAAUUUUAGAAACACUUCAUGAUAUUCUCUCUUCUUUUAUGUAGAUAAAUGUAUCACGCAAAUUUUGUGUUUAGAAAUGAUAAUUAUCUUAUUUAUUGUAAGUAUUGACGUUUUACAUGUUAUUAACGGCCAUUCCCAAUAUUCAGCCUAUCUCCGGCUGUCGUAACUAUCGUUGACUUUUCUGUCCCAAUAAACUUAUCGACGGUAACUCAUCUUAUCCGUACACGUUGUCUGUCAAGGGGACGACGUAUAGCUUACCAGGUAUAGAAGUUUGUAUGGAAAAUGCAACAGUUAACUAGCGAUAAGAAUGAGUUAUCGGGUAUAUUGGUACAGCUUCAGAUUAUUGACAGUAGAAGGUAGCAAUUUAUCUCUAUCUGUGGAUAGUAUAUUGGGAACGGCCGUUAGUCGCCAUAAUAGUUCCUUCACGUAUCAUAGUAGUAAUUUGGUAUGGUUACAGUAAUAUCACAACACAUUCUGUAUAUAGACAUACGUGGCUUUAAUAAAUUAUUAAGAACUAGCGGAUCCGAAGGUUGUUCUAUACAUAAUAAAUAAAAUACUGUGUUUUUAUGAAUUUGUCAAUAAUAUUUCAUAACAUCAAGAAUUAUUAUGUAUAAUAUUCUCCCUGUUGUUAUAAUGAAAUUGUUUCACAUCAGAACUGUCAAACCGUGCGUCAAUAAAUUCUCAUAGAAAAUAUGUCCAUACAAAACAAAUUUUGGAAAUAAAAAUAAUUAUGGGUCCCAAAUCGUAAUAAGAACUAUCCUGUCUCUCAAGUGGGACUAAACUGCACUCCAUGGAGUAAUUCCCAUUAAAAUCCGUUUAUUAAUUUAGGAGUUCACACAUUUUUUUGGAGUUAAACUUCUCGCAUGCUUGACUUGGGGAGUAAGCUGGUAAAUGCGUGACGAGAGCGUUGCGAACGAACUAACGUUAUGCGAAUGGUGAUUUCUUGAUUAUUUCAUUCUUGAACAAUUUUAUAAAUUAAACAUUUAUUUAGCGACGUUCCAUUGUUUUUAGAACAUACUAAGCUCUUGUGCAUCAAAAUCCUUCUCCUAUUUUGUUCAGAAAAAAUAAUACCGUUUCCUGCUUCGAAUGAUAUCCCAUUAGAUGUUUUCUUUUCCUUAAUGAAACAUGCAAGUAACCCAUUGAAUUAUUAAAAUAAAUAUUAGCACAUGUUGUACCGUGAAUGUUUAAUGUUAAUUAUAAUAUACUGAAGGCCAUUCGUAUAUAUAUGUAUAUGUAACGCCGGAGUUGUAUUAUUUAUAUAUUACCGUUUUUUUUAUAAUUUUAUUUUAUAUAGAUGGAUUUAUUGUGAAUGUAUAAUAUAUUGCAGUAUAAUAUUUAAAGAA
This is a messenger RNA of Leptidea sinapis, 6684 nucleotides long. Its product is annotated as Golgi resident protein GCP60. The coding region runs from base 126 to 1511 and encodes 461 amino acids. Lineage: Eukaryota; Metazoa; Arthropoda; Insecta; Lepidoptera; Pieridae. Gene Ontology annotation, molecular function: fatty-acyl-CoA binding. The transcript has 10 exons. The record is from RefSeq and is a predicted model, not a curated record. Gene Ontology annotation, cellular component: Golgi membrane.